Molecule: messenger RNA, 351 nt
Organism: Quercus lobata
Lineage: Eukaryota; Viridiplantae; Streptophyta; Magnoliopsida; Fagales; Fagaceae
Product: major allergen Mal d 1-like
Exons: 3
Coding region: 1-351 (116 amino acids)
Source: RefSeq, a predicted model, not a curated record
AUGGGUGAUUUCACUUAUGAGAAUAACCUCGUCCCAAAGUUUCCAUCUCAGGUCAUUAGGAAUGCUGAAAUCAUUGAAGGAAAUGGAGGCCCUAGAACCAUCAAGAAGACCAUCUAUGCCGAAGAAGAGUGCAAUUACAGCGUUGUUGGGGGUGAUCCUAACAACGACACAGUUAGGAAUGUCUCAUAUAAUUCCAAAAUAGUUACAACCCUUGAUGGAGGAUACAGCAGUAGCACCUCCAGCUACAGAAGUUACUCCUCAACCUCGACGGGCAAGCGUCAAGUCAAUGCCGAAGGCACAGGACGCAUCAAGGCUAUUAAGAACCACCCUCAUCCUCAUGCCUACAACUAA